AUGGCAGGAUUACCGCGGGUUCAAUAUGAUGGUAAAGAUGCUCGCAUCGAUCCUGCUGACCAGGAAAGCACUAUGAAAUACAUAUAUGACCAUAUCAUCUCUAGCUGUAUUCAGGGCCCAGAAGUCAUUGGCGAUGGCAUCAUCUCAUAUCGCAAAGUUACAAAGAACGAUAAUAUCAAGCAGACGAUAGAUAAACUGGAGAAUACCGAUUGCCAGUAUAUUUGCCUCUACUCCUACGGGCAGCACAUUCAAAAGAUGCUAAGUGUAGUGGAAAUCUUUAAAAGAAUUCUGUUAGGGAAGACUAGCUCUGUGAAACAAUGGAAUAGGCUCACCUGUUUCAUUCUUACCAAGGAAGGACGCAACGAGCUGCUUGAGAAACAAACUAGGAUACCGAUACUUAUAACGGUGGUCGAGAUACCCUCAACUUCGAUCCGCCCAUCCUUCGAAUUAUCUCUGAAAGGUUUUACGCAACAAUGA
This is a messenger RNA of Torulaspora globosa, 477 nucleotides long. RefSeq names its product ribonuclease P/MRP protein subunit POP6 (gene POP6). Bases 1 to 477 code for a protein of 158 amino acids. Gene Ontology annotation, molecular function: nucleic acid binding. Lineage: Eukaryota; Fungi; Ascomycota; Saccharomycetes; Saccharomycetales; Saccharomycetaceae. The transcript has a single exon. The record is from RefSeq and is a predicted model, not a curated record.